AUGUUGUCUAUAAUUAUACUGGAUGCUGAGGUGAAAGUGCGAGAGGCUACCUCUAAUGAUCCAUGGGGUCCGUCGGUCCGUUAUGGCAGAAUAGCAAGAAUUUACAUUUCAUGUAAUAUUAGUGAAGAGUGGGUUCAGAUCGUGUUGUUACAGCAGUGCAAAGACAAUUUAUUCUCCAUUGAAACUCUUAAAGAUUUUCAAUUCAUUGAUAAGGAUGGCAAGGACAAUGGGCAAUUAGGCAAACAUCUCAAACUACCACUCCAGAAAGGAGCAAUCAUCCUCUUAGUUGUUGGAGAUACCGCAAGUCCCACAGCUUCCUUUCAACCUCAAUUUGAUCAAAGUCGGCCAAAUGCAAAGAUGAAGGAGGAUCUUCAAACUUCAAUUAGCACUGAGAAGGUCAAAAGACAGGCUGACGAAGAAGACAAAUUAAGUGAGUGUAGUGUCUGUGUUAACAAAAAACCCACAGUGGAGGAGUCUUUCUUGGGUACUAAUGCACCUCUUGUUAAUUUAGACACUCUCAUAGCUCCACUACCUCCUCCCACUUCAAUCAAUCCAUUUGGCAUCACUUCAAUCGCUCCCACCCACCAGCCGUUCAAAACCAAUCCAUUUGAGGGAGCCAAGCAACCGCGCCUACACCUGGCUCAUUUGAAAAUGGAAAAUAAACUUGGAGGAUCUUCCCCCAGCGGAGGAGCUCUUGGGGUUGACGAUAAG
Molecule: messenger RNA, 711 nt
Organism: Gigantopelta aegis
Lineage: Eukaryota; Metazoa; Mollusca; Gastropoda; Neomphalida; Peltospiridae
Product: epsin-2-like
Exons: 6
Biological process (GO): endocytosis
Cellular component (GO): clathrin vesicle coat; plasma membrane; endosome
Molecular function (GO): clathrin binding; phospholipid binding
Source: RefSeq, a predicted model, not a curated record